AUGCCCGGAAGCGAUGGCGAUGCGCGCCUCCUGGACCACGACGGUGAGCAGCCCGCCGAUGCACUGCGCGAACGCGUCCUGGAUGGCCUCCUCGUUCUCUAUGUACGAGAAGGUCCCGCCGGUGGCCUCAGCGAUGACGUGCAUCGCCGCCGCGUCGUGGUUGUGGCCGAAGCCAAACGUGUGGAUGGGCGCCGACCAGUCGCCGACGCCAGUUGGCACGAAGGACGGUGGUACCAGCACCUCGUAAUUGGUUACGCUUUCCCGCCGUCGCCGCACGUUGUAGUUGUCCUGGCCGUCGGAGAGGAGUAUGACGCUGGAGACGGCGUUCCUGUACCGGCGGUCGCCGAGCACCUUGGCGGCGGUUCGGAGCCCCUCGGCGAUGUUGGUGCCGCCGCACGCCGUGAGGGACUCCACGGCCUCCGAGGCGAGGCCCUUCCCGAUGUCCGACAUGCGCAGGAGCCUGGUCACGCGGCGCGCCCCGGACGAGAAGGACACCACGCAGAGGCGGUCGUCGGGGCCGAGGCUGUCGAUGACGAACCCCAUGGCCUGCUUCACCAGGGCAAGCUUGUUCCGGCGCAUGCUCCCGCUCACGUCGAGCACCGUCACGAGGUCGAGAGGCGCGCGUGGCGCGUCGCCGGCCGCUGCCUCGCCGUCGACGACCCCCGGAGCCUUGACGUGCACGAGGACGGCGAAAUUGUCGUGAGACGAGUCCCUGGCGACAGCCGAGUAUUCGACGUGCGUCUUGACGACCAAAGGUCCGCUGGAUGCAGCCGCGGCUUCGCGCCGCUGGCCAUCGUGGUCAGAGACGGGCGGCUCCACCUGGUCGUCGUCGUCGAACACCUCUGGUUCCGGGGACCAGCGCGGCGGCGGCUGCACGGCGGGGACCGGCUGCUGCCUAGGCGGCGGUGGCUGCACUCCGUGCAUGGGCUCCAUGCGGGGAAGUGGCUGCAGCGGUAG
Setaria italica (foxtail millet) is the source of this 957-nucleotide messenger RNA. RefSeq lists its product as uncharacterized. The coding region runs from base 1 to 957 and encodes 318 amino acids. Lineage: Eukaryota; Viridiplantae; Streptophyta; Magnoliopsida; Poales; Poaceae. The record is from RefSeq and is a predicted model, not a curated record. The transcript has a single exon.